ACUUCAAAAACAGUAAUUGAACUGAGCCCAUUCUGUACGGGAAAAAAAUGUUUUCUUCUCAUUUCUGCCUCCUUAUAAUGUUUCAUUUAAAUAUGUUUAUUAUUCCCAGCGAGACAAUAAAUGUAAACUACAGACGUUUACUCAACACGCUCGAUAAAUAUGAGAUAGUUUACCCCAAAGUUCUAAACAAAAGUGAAGUCAUUCAGCGACUGAAAAGAUCUUCAGGUGGUUUUGAGCCGCUGAAAUCUGAAGACAAAAUUGAAUUUCCAUAUUUCUACAUCAGUAUGAGUAAUUGGACGGUGGAAGCUGAGAAAAAUGAAGACUUGAUGGUAGCUGGAAAUUUCGAGUCGCAGUGGAUCACGACGAAAAAUAGAAAAGUAUCUGUUGAAGAUAGUCUGGUGCUCCAAAAAUGUCUUCCGGUUCACGGGAGUGUGAGGGAAGUUCCGGGAUCCAGUGUUGCCCUCACCAUCUGUCAGAACGAAAUUUUCGGACUUCUGACGAUUGGAGGAAUUCCCCAUUUCAUUCAACCAGUUGAUAAUGACAGCCACGUACUCUAUGAAACGAAACUACCGGCGAAAUUAUCUACGAUGAUGAAGAGACGUCACAGGAGUAAUAACAUUCGUAAGCCAAGUGCAGAGAUGGAAGAUGAUGCUAACAACAUUCGCAUCCGAUCCCCUGGCAUAAGAACACCGUCAGUCAACCCACCUCUUUGUUCAAACACCAGCGAUGAUGAUGAGUUGGAUCGUAGGAAGACAGCACAUGGAUAUAACACUUAUCGGUCUAGUAGACGCUGCAGAAAUCGACCUAAAAGGGCAUUGACCAUUUGCGAUACAAGAGAAAAGAUCAAGAUGUUCCGAGAUGUUGCCGGUAUGGAUUACCUAGAUAUGGUAGAUCCAUCAUCACCCAUUGUACGACCAAAAACUCCAGCGCACGAAAAUCCGUUCCUUGGGUAUAAGCCUCCACUUUAUGGAUUGCAUCGUUCUAUGAACACUCAGAGAGACGGAAAUGGUCGAAAAACGCACAACAGAUAUCCUAGACAACCUAGAAUGACUUCUAAAUGGGUAAAGAUGAUUGUUGGAGUAGAUUACGAUGUCAUCGAGUUUCAUGAAGACCGAACACACCAGUAUGUCUAUACGAUUUUGAAUAUCGUCAGUACAUUGUUCAAACAACUUUCGAAAACGAUACCAAUGAGAAUGAUUGUCCUGAAGUUAUUGAUGCAUCCGGAGGCUGAUCAAAGUCCAAUUUACGCGAAUGGUACAAAAUAUCCUCUGUACAAUGUAAACAAUUGGAAUCGUGGUGUAUGGGAAGAGGCUCGUGAGAAACAUGACAUGGCAAUAUGGAUAACUCAGUUUGAAAUUCCUGAGUCAGUGAGGACAGUACCAGGAGCAUAUAUGUGUGAUUAUCAGUGGCACUGCCUUCUGGUUGAAGACGCUGGCUGGUUUUCCGCAAUUAAAAUUGCUCAUGCCAUCGGGCACUUGGUUGGACUGACGCAUGACGGUGAUAUCAAGAUGAAGAAUAACUGUGCAUCGGAGAGUCUUCUUCGUACAACCAUAAUGUCACCGGAGAUACCCACAAUCAUACCCACACCUGUUUGGUCUUCCUGCUCCGCUCAGGAGUUCCAUGUCAACAUCAUGAGAUAUCAUUGCUUGGAGAGGCCUCCCAUGCACUUGCAAAAUAGUGCAUUUAUGUCAGGAGUUUUUUCAUUGGAUGAACAAUGCAGGAUUGAAUUUGGCGAUGGGUGGAUAUUCUGCAGUAGGAUUCUGGUGACAGACCCUUGCAAGGAAUUAUGGUGCAAUCGAGCAACCGGGAGUCGGCGCAGUUGUAUGACUCGUCAGACGCCAACCUUGGAAGGCACCGCGUGUGGUCGUGGCAAGAGGUGUAUAAACCAUACAUGUGAAAAUGCAAAACGGCCUGUUCUAGACGCAACUACUAUAAUGGUAGCAUCUGAAGAAUCACCAACGCUAGAACCUAUUACUACCACUACUACUACUACAACUACCACCACCACCACCACCACUACUACCACAUUUCGACCAUUUGAACCGAUGUUACCCACAAACAAUCCUCAUCCGGCAUUGUACAAUACACCUUCCUAUUUUGAUGAAAAUGAUAUGAAUCAAUAUCCGGAAUAAUGAUUUUAGUCACUCACUAGGACAUAGUAAUCUUGAAACGAUCUUAUAACCGAUGAAAAAAUUUUUUAGAAAAAUAAUAAGAAAUAUUUUGUGCACAAGUUGGUAUCAUGAAUAUGUUAUAUGGAAAGAAAUAUUCAAUAAAAAAUCUAGGGAAUGCGCCGAUCAUGUUCCGUAACAAUUCCCAAAAUUCAUUAAUUUUUAUUAAGUCCCUCUCUCCGUGUAUUUAAGUGAUAUUUUUCUCUCGAUGUACUGUUUUCCAAAAUAUUUUACAAAAUAAAGUAGAUGGAUUAUUCCUCGACAAAUUUGUUAAUUUUCUCCGUACAAAUUUCCGAUUUAGAAAAAAUGAAUAUUAAAUUCCGAACUUCCUGCAACUGAAUAAAAUUUUAAUUAAUUAGAAGUGAGGAUCAGGAUGGACUAGCCCAAUUGGUGCCGCCGAACAGUGAAUGUCAUUGUUGUUCCACCUUUGGUGGAUUACAUCCUCAUUUUUGCGAGCCGGUCGCGACCUGAUCUAUGAAUGAAUGACAGUGGUGAAUAUUUGUUUAGCAUUAUAGACUAGGUUUUUUAU
Messenger RNA from Diachasmimorpha longicaudata, 2697 nucleotides. RefSeq lists its product as uncharacterized. NCBI's taxonomy places the organism in Eukaryota, Metazoa, Arthropoda, Insecta, Hymenoptera, Braconidae. The transcript has 9 exons. Bases 48 to 2132 code for a protein of 694 amino acids. Gene Ontology annotation, cellular component: extracellular matrix. Gene Ontology annotation, molecular function: metalloendopeptidase activity. Gene Ontology annotation, biological process: proteolysis; extracellular matrix organization. The record is from RefSeq and is a predicted model, not a curated record.